Molecule: messenger RNA, 4057 nt
Organism: Colossoma macropomum (tambaqui)
Lineage: Eukaryota; Metazoa; Chordata; Actinopteri; Characiformes; Serrasalmidae
Gene: adamts6
Product: ADAM metallopeptidase with thrombospondin type 1 motif, 6
Exons: 25
Coding region: 698-4057 (1119 amino acids)
Biological process (GO): extracellular matrix organization; proteolysis
Cellular component (GO): extracellular matrix
Molecular function (GO): metalloendopeptidase activity
Source: RefSeq, a predicted model, not a curated record
UUCACCCCUCUGCCGCUCCGUUCCUCCGCUUUUAUCAUGAGCCUGCAGUAGCCACGAGACAGACAACACAUGCAAACACAAAACAGCCUGGAAAAUCUCUAAAAACAACAACAGCAAAGUAAACACGACAGCCGCACACGUGCUAAUGAGGGAACUGGUUCCACGUUUAUGGAGGUGAACUUCAUUAAUGGAGCUGCUGGAGUCCCUGCGCGCGCGAACUCUCCCUCUCUGUGUUACCGCAUCAGGACAGCUGUUUUUAUUUCCAUCUUGUCGGCAUGAGAGUCGGAGAAGUGUGGCUUGAAGCGAGAGGAGGGCUGCUGAAGAUUGCACUGAGCUGAAAUCCAUUGUCUGCAUCCUCUACAGUCAGUGGAAAUGAAGACGGCAGACAAAUGGAUAGUUCAAGACAACCUCCCAAUAUAGAUCUGCUGCUUUGGAAUUACUUGAAGUAAUUUGUCCAUGGAUUCUUGCACCGCUCAUGGCUGACACGAGUUAGGAGGCAAAUGCAAGGCAGGUCCGGAGGCUCUGACUUUCAGAAGACUUUUGAACCCUGGAUGAAUCGCAGACUUAAAGUUCAAGAAUAUCAAGGAUGCUCAUCACGGACCUGUUAUGGUGCCAGGCUGGAUUGACUGAAGUGUUUUAAUCCUUGUGUAGCUCCCCCAUCCCCCGACCCCACCCCAUGUCAGAUCUUCUCUAAAUUAUGGAAAUUUUGUGGAAGACGCUGACUUGGAUAUUGAGCCUGCUCCUGGCCGCUGCUGAUCCUCAGAGCCUUUCAUACAAUUCUCAAGAGGAGUUCCUGUCCCACCUGGAGGACUACCAGCUCACGGUGCCCGUUCGGCUGAACGAGAAGGGUGAGUUUAUGAGUUACACUGUGAAACAGCACCGGCCCGGGCGACGGAGACGGGGGCUGGACCACCCUGGACCGGAGCCCGCUGAGACCACACUCUUUUACCGACUCUCAGCCUACGGCAGGCACUUUCACCUGAACCUGACGCUCAACCCCAUCCUGGUUUCAAAACAUUUCACUGUAGAGUACUGGGGCAAGGACGGGCAGGAGUGGCGGCACUCCAUGGUGGAUGAUUGCCAUUAUGUUGGAUACCUAAUGGAUCACUACAGCACUACAGGAGUGGCACUGAGUAACUGCAGAGGCUUGCAUGGUGUCAUCACCACAGAAGAAGAGCAGUAUUUAAUUGAGCCGUUAAAAGACAUAACCUCCAGAAACUCCAGCAAUUUCCGGCUCACGGGAGAAGGGCAGCCGCACGUUAUUUAUAAAAAGUCCUCCAUCCCUUCACCGCAGCAGCACAGUGAGGAGUUCAGCUGUGGUGUCUCAGAUCUCACAGUAAACCCUACACCAUGUUUGCAAACCAGUCCUGCCCCAGCGUCCCUGUCUCCUAUGCGAAACAAUGGCAGCUCUAGCAACGCACACCGGCAGCGGCGCUCCAUCAGCUCUGAACGCUUCGUUGAAACUUUGGUGGUGGCCGAUAAAAUGAUGGUGGGCUACCAUGGCCGCAAAGACAUUGAGCACUACAUCCUGUCUGUCAUGAAUAUUGUUGCCAAACUUUACCGUGAUGCCAGUCUAGGAAACGUUGUGAACAUUAUUGUAACCAGACUGAUUGUUCUAACAGAGGACCAGCCCAACCUGGAGAUUAACCACCAUGCAGACAAAUCCCUGGACAGCUUUUGCAAGUGGCAGAAAUCCCUCCUCUCUCAUCAGGGAGAUGGAAACAGCAUCCCAGAGAACGGCAUUGCUCACCAUGACAACGCUGUUCUCAUUACAAGGUAUGACAUCUGCACCUACAAAAACAAGCCCUGCGGUACACUUGGCUUGGCAUCUGUUGCUGGAAUGUGUGAACCAGAGAGGAGCUGCAGCAUUAAUGAAGACAUAGGCCUGGGCUCCGCUUUCACCAUCGCACAUGAGAUUGGACACAACUUCGGAAUGAACCACGAUGGAAUCGGGAAUACCUGUGGAACCAAAGGCCAUGAGACAGCCAAACUGAUGGCAGCGCAUAUCACAGCCAAUACCAACCCCUUCUCCUGGUCCACAUGCAGCAAGGACUACAUCACCAGCUUCCUGGACUCAGGUCGGGGAACGUGUCUGGACAAUGAGCCUCUGAAACGAGACUUCCUGUACCCCACAGUGGCUCCGGGGCAGGUGUACGAUGCGGACGAGCAGUGUCGUUUUCAGUACGGCGCCUCCUCCAGACAGUGCAAAUAUGGGGAAGUGUGUAGAGAGCUCUGGUGCCUUAGCAAAAGUAACCGCUGUGUCACCAACAGUAUCCCAGCUGCAGAGGGUACGCUAUGCCAGACUGGCAGCAUUGAAAAAGGGUGGUGCUACCAGGGCGAGUGUGUGACAUUUGGGACGUGGCCGCAGAGCGUGGAUGGAGGUUGGGGUCCCUGGUCCAUCUGGGGCGAGUGCAGCCGGACAUGUGGAGGUGGAGUGUCUUCAUCCAUGCGCCACUGUGACAGCCCAGCGCCAUCUGGUGGAGGAAAGUACUGUCUUGGGGAGAGGAAACGCUACAGGUCGUGCAACACUGAUCCUUGUCCAGUGGGGUCACGAGACUUUCGGGAGAAGCAGUGUGCUGACUUUGACAGCAUGCCUUUCCGUGGGAAGUACUACAACUGGAAGCCUUACACUGGAGGUGGUGUGAAGCCCUGUGCUCUGAACUGCCUGGCUGAGGGAUACAACUUCUAUACAGAGCGCUCCCCUGCUGUCAUCGACGGCACUCGCUGCCAGGCUGACUCUCUAGAUAUCUGCAUCAACGGAGAGUGUAAGCAUGUGGGCUGUGACAACAUCCUGGGCUCGGAUGCCAGGGAGGACAGAUGCCGUGUGUGUGGAGGAGAUGGCAGUACGUGUGAAGCUACUGAAGGCUUGUUCAAUGACUCGCUGCCCAGAGGAGGUUAUAUGGAGGUGGUCCAGAUCCCCAGAGGCUCAGUCCACAUUGAGAUCAAAGAGGUGGCCAUGUCAAAGAACUAUAUCGCCUUGAAAUCUGAGGGAGACGACUACUACAUUAAUGGUGCAUGGACCAUCGACUGGCCUCGCAAGUUUGACAUUGCAGGGACAGCCUUUCACUACAAGAGGCCUGCAGAUGAACCCGAGUCUCUUGAGGCACUAGGAGCCACCACAGAAAAUCUGGUUGUUAUGGUGCUGCUGCAGGAGCAGAACCAGGGCAUCCGCUACAAGUUCAACGUACCUAUACAGCGCACUGGCAGUGGGGAUAAUGAAGUGGGCUUCUCUUGGCACCACCUGCCCUGGUCUGAGUGCUCCGCCACCUGUGCAGGAGGCUCUCAAAAACAGGAGGUGGUUUGCAAGAGGCUGGAUGACAACUCGGUGGUCCAGAACAGCUACUGUGACCCUGACAGCAAACCCCCAGAGAAUCAAAGGCCCUGCAACACAGAACCUUGCCCACCUGAAUGGUUUAUCGGUGACUGGACAGAAUGCAGUAAAACAUGUGACGGAGGCAUGCGCACACGCACAGUUCUCUGCAUCCGCAAAAUUGGCCCAGCAGAGGAGGAGAACCUGGAGGACAGCCACUGCUUGACCCAUCGACCAAUUGAACGCGAGUCCUGCAACAAUCAGUCCUGCCCACCACAAUGGGUGACCCUGGAUUGGUCAGAGUGUACCCCAAAAUGUGGCCCUGGCUUCAAACACCGCAUUGUUUUGUGUAAGAGCAGUGACCUGACCGAAACCUUUUUACCAGGCAACUGUUCAGACCAUAACAAACCUCUGGUGCGAAUCCGCUGCAGUUUGGUUCGCUGUCCACCACCUCGCUGGAUCCCUGGAGAGUGGGGACAGUGUUCUGCACAGUGUGGGCUGGGACAGCAGAUGCGGACAGUUCAGUGUCUGUCAUACACGGGGCAGCCUUCUAACGAAUGUCCCGAGACGCUGCGCCCCAGCACCAUGCAGCAGUGUGAGAGCAAGUGCGAUGCUACCCCCAUCUCCAAUGGUGACGAGUGCAAAGAUGUAAACAAGGUGGCAUAUUGCCCACUGGUGCUGAAGUUCAAGUUCUGCAGCCGUGCCUACUUCAGACAGAUGUGCUGCAAGACUUGCCAAGGACACUGA